This is a messenger RNA of Sinocyclocheilus rhinocerous, 2215 nucleotides long. Its product is annotated as bifunctional epoxide hydrolase 2-like. Lineage: Eukaryota; Metazoa; Chordata; Actinopteri; Cypriniformes; Cyprinidae. Bases 172 to 1794 code for a protein of 540 amino acids. The transcript has 18 exons. Gene Ontology annotation, molecular function: catalytic activity. The record is from RefSeq and is a predicted model, not a curated record.
GGGGUGGGUUUAUAAACUGUAGCAGCGUCAAUCCUUACAGAUUUAGUUUACAAGUUGAUAACUCUACUGCUGUAAUUGUGUUACAGCAAUCUCCUUGCGACCAGACAUCAGAAUCUGCACAUCAGAGACCAGAGACUAGUUUUGAAUAAAAUAAAUUAAAACUAGUUUCCAAUGAAGAAGGCAGUGUUGUUUAGUUUGUGGGGUGGUGUUGUUACACCCCAUCUUACUCAGACAUUUCAGAAGUUUGAAGAAACUGCUGGUAUUUCGAGGGGUUUCAUAAAGAAUGUGAUUGCAAAACUUGGCAGUGAGAAUGCACUGUAUCGCUUGGAGAAAGGAAAAGUCACUCUAACUCAGAUGAUUCCUGAGUUUGAAGCUGAGUGUCAGAAGGUAGCGGCCGAUCAGGGACUGUCUUUACCUGCACAGUUCUCAGCUCAGAAGCUUUUCAGUGACGUUGGGCGGGUAGAAUUCAAUAAGCCGGUUCUUGAUGCUGCAGCUGUCCUCCGUCGUCAUGGCAUUGCUACCUGUGUCCUGGCCAAUAUCUGGGUGGAUGACACUGAUCAGAGAGACGGCGUCGCUAGGAUUCUCUCCGUAUUGGAGAGCCGUUUCGACCUGGUUGUGCGAUCUUGCUACGCUGGUGUCAGAAUCCCAGAGCCAGAUAUCUUUACCAAUGCCCUCGAGAAACUUGCGGUUAAACCUCAAGAAGCAGUCUGGCUGGAUGUGGAUGAAGAAAGUGUCAAGGCAGCUGAAGUUUUGGGAAUGACGGCUGUUCAAGUCAAGGACAUCAUUGAGGCUCUUAAGGAAAUCCAGAAGCUUACAGGAAUAGAGGUCACCAGUGAUCUCCAGCCACCCUCUUGUGAUCCUGAAAAUGUCUCUCAUGGAUAUGUGAAUAUUAAGCCUGGCGUGAGGAUCCACUAUGUGGACAUGGGAGACGGACCGCCUGUUCUCCUGUGUCAUGGCUUCCCUGAGAGUUGGUUUUCCUGGAGGUAUCAGGGUGUCGCAGAGGCUGAACUGGAGAAAAACCUUGAGCGAACCUUCAAACUGAUGUUCAUUGCAAGUAAUGAAACUGGUGUCGCAGAGGCUGAACUGGAGAAAAACCUUGAGCGAACCUUCAAACUGAUGUUCAUUGCAAGUAAUGAAACUUUUGGUCUUUCUGCUCCGCAGGGCAUUCCUCAGGUCACUCUGGUGGGUCAUGACUGGGGCGGUGCUCUGGUGUGGAACAUGGCACAGUUUCAUUCUGAGAGAGUGAGGGCCGUGGCGUCUCUCAACACACCCAUUUUUCCUGUGGAUCCAAAAACAAAUCCAAUGGAGAAACUCAAGGCCAUGCCGAUCUUUGAUUACCAGAUCUAUUUUCAGAAGCCUAAAUCAUUUCCUAGCACCGCUGGAGUCUGCCAGAGAGGUGGAUUGUUUGUGGGGUCACCUGAUGAUCCGGCCCGCAGUGCUAUUCUGAGCAAGUCUGCGCUGCAGUACUAUGUUCAGCAGUUCACCAAGAGCGGCUUCAGGGGUCCUCUGAACUGGUACCGUAACGGGGAGAGGAACUGGCGUUGGAUGUGUUCCAGACCGAGGGGCAAGAUCAUGAUGCCAGCUUUAAUGGUGACCGCAGGAAAGGACCCUGUUCUUCUGCCAGCCUUUGCCACAGGCAUGGAGAACCUGGUCCCCAACCUCACCAGAGGCCACAUUGAGGAGUGUGGACACUGGACUCAGAUGGAGAGGCCUGCAGAGCUCAAUAAAAUCCUCAUCUCCUGGCUGAAGGAAACACACCAGAAAGCCUCCAUCCCUGUUCAUCCCAAGUUAUGAGAGCAUGAUCUUGAUUUUAACUAUCCGCGGGUGAAUGAACGCCCGGCUAAAGCGCACUAAUGUCCAGGCUUGCUGAUUGCAUAAUAAUAGUCCAUUGUGAGUGGAUUUCAGUAGUCCAGUACUUUUCAUAUGAAGUCUUUUGUAAUACAUUGCAAUAAUGAAGAACUGUUUUUUAAGGCAAUGUCUAUUUAUACUGUGCAAAUAGCACAAGCUACUUUUCACUUGCUCAUAUAUUUCAGCUUUAGUUCAAUCAUUUCUGUUUACAUUUCCUGUGAACAGCAUCUGUUACUGUUUGCACUUAGUGUACGUAGCCGCUGCCUUUUUUAACGCAACACUGAAGAAAAUAACGUUUUAUUAUGAUUUUUUUAUUAACAGCUUUGCUUCGCAAAAGAUAACCAAUAAAUAAUCCUUUGCAUUGUAA